AUGUCUAAGUUAAAGUUGGGACUCGUUAAGGCGUUUAAUGUUAUGAAGACUUGUUUUUGCGGUUUUGAAGACGUGGGUGCAAGUAAAGUUGAUUUUAAGAACUACAAGAGGCAAAUUAACUUGUUUAUAGGGGAAUACGGUGCUGAGAUGGUUAUGAGACAUUUGGAUGAAAAACAGUUCCAGCCUAAUUUCUCAUAUGAUUUCUUCACACACGAAGAGAAUCAUUUGAAGGCACUUUUUUGGUUUGAUGAUCAAUGCAAAUGUAAUUACCACGUCUUUGGGGAUGUGGUUUCGUUUGACGCCACUUAUCGUUCCAACAAAUAUUGUAUGGUGUUUGUACAAUUCACUGGUAUAGACAAUCGCCACUGCAAUGUUACAUUUGGUGCUGCAUUAUUGGCAUCAGAAACUGCUGAUACGUAUAUAUGGUUGUUGAGAGUUUUUCUAAAAGUUGUUGGUUCUGAACCAAAAGUUGUUGUCACAUACCAAGAUCCAGCAAUUAAGAAGGAUAUUUCUAGUGUAUUUGUUGAAACGAGACAUCGGUUAUGCAUGUGGCACGUGAUGCUUAAACUUUCUCUAAAGAUUGGUGUUAGGCUAUGCAAUUCCACAAAUUUAAAAGAACGUAUUUGUGGUGUUGGGUGGACGGAUAUUCUUACACCCAAAGAGUUUGAAUCGGAUGGGAAGAGGGAAUCUUGGAUCCCUGCAUACUAUAGAAUGGAGGAACUGUCGGGCCUUAUGAGUACGACAUCAAGGUCGGAGAGUGAGAACCAUUUUUUGGGUCAAGUGUGCAAUUCAAAAUCUACUCUUGUUGAGUUCAUGACUCAUUAUGAAACUGCAAUAGAAGCACAGCAUCACACGCACCGGAAAAAUGAUCAUGAAUCUCGUUACAAAUGCCCCCAGUUGAAAAGUAAUUACAAAAUGGAAAAAGGGAAAUAUAUCAAAGAGGUUGAAUCGGGAUGGGAAGAGGUUAUUGGAGAGUUCAAUUUAGAUGAUAAUGACUGGCUUUCAGAUAUUUUUGCACUUAGGGAAUCUUGA
This is a messenger RNA of Helianthus annuus (common sunflower), 1032 nucleotides long. RefSeq names its product protein FAR1-RELATED SEQUENCE 5-like. Gene Ontology annotation, biological process: regulation of DNA-templated transcription. NCBI's taxonomy places the organism in Eukaryota, Viridiplantae, Streptophyta, Magnoliopsida, Asterales, Asteraceae. The transcript has 5 exons. The coding region runs from base 1 to 1032 and encodes 343 amino acids. The record is from RefSeq and is a predicted model, not a curated record.